GACGUGUGCAAGAUCUUCAUUCGGCUCCUUCUUCUGCUUCCCCGAUCCAUCGCUUUCCGUUCAUAGCCCCCCCCACACUCAUACUUCUUCACCUUCGUCACCGCUCUCUAUCGCUCUUUCUCUGCUUUACUUGCUGAUCUCCCAAUGGCUUUUUCAGGGGCUCAUGAAUUUGAUUUGCAGAGAAGGAUGUGAUGAUUGCAAUGCAGAUCUAUUAUUGUUUGUUUGAUACGCAGAGUAAGAUUCGAUUGUUGCCCGGUCCUAUUGUUGGCUGUCGUUGCAAUCGACAGCAACUUUCUUGCAAAGGCGUUAUCAGCUUACUGAUAAUUUUGUUCAGGUAAGUUGGUACCGCCUUUACAAGAUGCCAUAUUUCAUACAGAGACUUUAUAAUACUUGCAAAGCAUCAUUUUCCCCGAAUGGACCGGCCUCAGAAGAAGCUCUCGAGAGAGUUCGUGCCAUGCUAGACAAAAUCAAGCCUACUGAUGUAGGUCUCGAACAGGAAGCACAAUUGGUACGCAGUUGGUCAGGUACUGCGAAUGAGCGUAAUGGAAGCCAUCAGUCACUGCCACCAAUCAAAUACUUGCAUUUACAUGAGUGUGACAGCUUUUCUAUAGGAAUUUUCUGCAUGCCACCUUCCUCUAUCAUACCUCUUCAUAAUCAUCCUGGAAUGACCGUGUUGAGCAAGCUUGUUUAUGGCACAUUAUAUGUUAACUCAUAUGACUGGCUUGAUUUUCCUGGGCCUGCUGAUCCUUUGCAAGCAAGACCUGCAAAGCUGGUUAGAGAUGUUGAGGUGACAGCACCCUCUCCGACAACAAUUCUUUAUCCCACAAGUGGAGGCAAUAUACAUAGUUUCCGAGCUGUAACUCCCUGUGCCAUAUUUGACAUCCUAGCUCCGCCUUACUCUUCAGAAGAUGGACGGCACUGCACUUAUUUCCGAAAGUCUCCAAGAAAGGAUCUACAUGGGUUGGUUGAAUUGAAUAGAAGCAUUUCUAAAAGCUUAACCAAGAAAAGUUAUUGGUCUGCUCCAACCAAUAUGUGCCAGAAUGUAAUCUUGAGCAUUUCUAAUGAUGCAGAUUUAGCAAAUGCUGUCUACCACUCGUUUAUUUUGUGCGUUGUAUUCUCAGGAUGAAUCUAUGUUAUAUGCGGGACUGAAUAAUUCAGUAAUCACGCUAAUCUCUAAUUGGGAUAGUGAGGUUUGUAAUUAGGAGUUGAUAAGUUUUGACACGACUCGUAAACUCAACACGAAAUUAGCGAGUUGAUGUUUAAUAAAAUAGGAUUCGGAUCAAACUGGUCAACUUGAUUAGACAUGAUUAAUUGUCAAUUGUGGAUUAACUUGCUUGACCACAGGCUGGUGGGACCUUGUAUUUUGGUGGCCGAACCACUCCACCCUUUGCUUUUAUUUUAUUAUUAUUAUUAUUAUUAUUAUUAUUUUUAAUUUCGUUUUUA
Molecule: messenger RNA, 1443 nt
Organism: Alnus glutinosa
Lineage: Eukaryota; Viridiplantae; Streptophyta; Magnoliopsida; Fagales; Betulaceae
Product: plant cysteine oxidase 4
Exons: 6
Coding region: 359-1126 (255 amino acids)
Molecular function (GO): oxidoreductase activity, acting on single donors with incorporation of molecular oxygen, incorporation of two atoms of oxygen
Source: RefSeq, a predicted model, not a curated record